UUACUUGUGGCUAUAUCAAUUGCCCUUAUAUUAACAGCACCAGGAGUGUGUUUUACGCGCUAUAUCAAUGAUAUACAGGCAAGUGAUGAGCUAUGCCCCAAUGAAUACCUAUUUCCAAUGAGCAUCGAUAGAUGGAGAAAUGGUGCACAUCUUCAACAUCGAGGACAAAAUGUUUGGGGCCAACUUGCAAUUGUAAUAAUCGCCUUUCUUUUUGCACUACCACCUCUUGGAUGCAGUUGUUUUCAAAUUACUACAGGAAAUUCACUCACAUUGCCUCAAAUUUUCAUAUCGGGAAUAUCGGCAUGCAUUUAUUUGAUAUUAGGAGGUGUUGAAACAUGGUAUGCGACUGGAUUUAAUCAUAUGUCAAUUUUAAUAAGACAUAUUGCUAAUGGCCAAUUCAGUGGUUGCCUCGGUGUUCCAACCUGUUCCAUCGUAUUCGUUGUUAAAGGAUGGGCAGUUGCAGCGGCUUUUCUUUUUCUUUGUGCAGUUCUGUUCGUCAUCGAUGCCGCUUUACAGGUUAUUAAACGAGACAAGUGA
Messenger RNA from Dracunculus medinensis (Guinea worm), 537 nucleotides. Lineage: Eukaryota; Metazoa; Nematoda; Chromadorea; Rhabditida; Dracunculidae. The record is from the annotation of a GenBank genome assembly.